ACAUUACGGGCAAUAUUUUAAAAGAUAAAGCAAACUAUUUUGCAGCCAAAUUGUCAAUUAAUAAUUUCCAUGCAUCUGAAGGGUGGUUGACAGGCUUUAAACAUCGUCUUGGACUUCGUCAAUUUAGAAAGCAAGGCGAAGCAGCGAGUGCACCAUCUUUUGAGCAAUUAGAAAAUGAACGAUUUUAUUUGCAGACCCUCCUUAGCGUUUAUAAUCCCGAAGAUAUUUGGAACGGUGAUGAACCGGUCUUUUCUGGAAAUGGAGCCCUCUCGCGUGGCUCGUACGAAAUUAUCAG
Messenger RNA from Paraglomus occultum, 295 nucleotides. The record is from the annotation of a GenBank genome assembly. Lineage: Eukaryota; Fungi; Glomeromycota; Glomeromycetes; Paraglomerales; Paraglomeraceae.